This is a messenger RNA of Colletotrichum destructivum, 4310 nucleotides long. RefSeq names its product Putative protein kinase. The record is from RefSeq and is a predicted model, not a curated record. Gene Ontology annotation, molecular function: ATP binding; MAP kinase kinase activity. Bases 1763 to 3742 code for a protein of 659 amino acids. Lineage: Eukaryota; Fungi; Ascomycota; Sordariomycetes; Glomerellales; Glomerellaceae. Gene Ontology annotation, biological process: protein phosphorylation; MAPK cascade; cellular hyperosmotic response. The transcript is spliced from 2 exons.
CAUCUUUCAUCCUUUAUCCAUUAUCGCCUUGGGGCCGCCUCUUCCAGUUAGCUGCGUCCCGCAUCUUUUCAUCCAUUGCUGCCCUGCUGAUGCAAGGCGCAACUCUGAUUUCCCAGGAACCUCAAGGAUACUGCUCUCUCAACCUUGGUUCGAUACGCAUAUAUGCCCUGCUUGCUCGCACCCGUCUCAUCUGAAGUGCCUUUCUUAUACACACAUCCACAACACUCACUCAUCACACACGCGCGCCCACCUCGUUUCUUUCGCGUUGCAUAGGCGAAAAUAUUUCAACGGCCACUCAAGUGGUCUAGAACUUUCCAAGCUUCUCACUCCUGUACAGGCAAGUGAGCCGCAUCCUCCUCCUAUCCCGUACACCUGGCUGGCUGGCUGCCUAGGUACGUUGGAUACCUGGUAUCCCCAAGUACAUCUUUCUUCCCCGGUUCACGUCAGCAUCUUGUCCCUUUGACCAUCCUUUCAACUCCGAAUGUCUUCCCCCGACAAGUGCAAGUGUAUCUAUCCAUCAACAGCCCCUUCUGUACCUCAAGUGGAAAUUGGCGCCUACGUCUCUGCUCCAUAUCUUAGGUAGGCUGCCCACUUCCAAUGGACGGGCAGAUAUGACGGGGGAUAAUCCGGGACCUUGGCCAACUCGUCUGGCCUUGUGGUUGGUCUGAUUGACAAAUACGGAAGGUCGCCCGCUGUCUUCAAGUCGUUGUUGCGGCUGCUUCCAGGUAUUGCCCCCCUCCCCGCACCGCAGUCCAAAUGGCUCCCUACCAAGGUACCUAGGCGAUAUCCACUUAGGUACCUAGGUAAGUAGGCAUGGCGGUAGCGGAACGGACAAGGUAUCUACUACCUACUCAAGUGCCUAGGUACACUAUUUGUGCCUGCCUCCUCCCCUCUUCUUGUUCUCUGCCUGCAUUUUUGUGACGUUUGCACCAGAAUUGCGUCGCCAUUUUCGAAUCCAUAUUCCCCCCAUCCUGCCAACCUCUUUUGGUUACAGUGCACACCAUACCACCAGAGAGAGGUUCAGCAGGACAUCAUAUGUCUGCAGACACUCUCUUUCCUUGUUCCGACUUUACCCUUUUCCCUUACGUCGAAUCCUCAUUCCUCUCGUCCUAUCUAGCCCUUCUGCCCUCCUACCCUACUCACCUCACUUCACCUCUCACCCACACUUACAUUAUCUCUCUUUCUCUCUCUCUCUUUCCAGAGCGCAUCCACUCCUCCCUCACAUCGUCUUUCUCGCUUUUCGUGUUCUUCUCCACACGGACCCCAAAACUCACCAUCAUUAUCAGAUGAUUGACGACUCAAAAGCGAUCUCAACACAAUUUCGGUCUGGCCGGUCUAGCUCGCCCGCGCGCAAGUCCAGUCGCAUCCAUUUCGCCCCGGCUUAGACUUUGCCCUUGCCACCGCCCCGGUUGCGACCCCGACCCCGACUUAGUACCAGGCCACGCUACCUAAACCGCCGCGUCUAGACCCCGCGGCAAGGCUCCUCGCUACAACCCCCGAGUUUUCGAUCCUUUGACACUGCUCGGCCUUGAGCGAUCGGUCGUAGUCAUUUCCAUCCCGAUUCCGAGCGACCGGACCUCACGAUAUUUCGAUCGCGUGCUUGACUUUCGCCAUAAUUGCGAACCAUCCUUCGUCCUGCAAACACCGCAUGCUGCGAACACUCUAACGUCAUUCGAGACAUCCCUCGCACCUGACGCCUUCUCCCGCCCUCUCCCUCCGUUGUGAACUGCGUCGUCGCCACGACGACCAGCAGCGCCUCACAAUGACGGAUCUGAAUACCCCCGACUCCUUUCCGGCUACGCCUGAUGGCUUGAUCGACAGAGAUGGCCUGAGCAGUCCCGCGUCACCCGGCUCAGCCGACUCUUCCGAAGCCAGCACCCCGCUCGAAGGCCCAUCCGAAAACCUCUCCGAUUUGCCCAAACGUGUGCCCUCGUUGCGAACCGUCUCCGACCCCCAGAACAUGAACCCUUCUUCGACCCCUCUCGGUAUGCUGAGCAACGCUCGCCGCCCACCGCCCACCGCCUCCAUGAUGAGCAUGGGCGGCGGUGCCAUGAACGACGCCAUGGCAAGGGCGCGAGCACUCCAUGCCCAGCGUAUGGGCAAGCCCGCUGGCUCACAGCCUACCGGCAACAACAUGAGCAUGGCGAGCUCUCCGGUCUCGCCAGUGCCUCGCCAGGGCUCUCCUGCUGGCCUGCCCGGGGGACUUCCGGGCAAUCUCAAAUUGCCGGGUGGCAUGGUUCGGCCUUCCCCUGGCGGCAUGCCCCGUUCCGCCCCCGCCAUUCCGACGAAGCCGUCGCUCGCUGCCAGGCGUGGUCCCAUGAUGAAACUGUCCGAUAUGAGCGGUUCGUCGCCUGCAUCCCCGCCGCCCAAAUUGUCCGACAUCCACGGCCCCAACAACAACGGAACCGCGCCGAACGGGACAAUGGGAUCCAAAAUGGAUGACUUCAAGAAAUACAUUGAUUCGGAAAAAGGCUGGAUCACGUUCGACGGCGCUGCGACCAUCACCAAGACUGGUGUCAACUUUGCCAACGGCACAGCCUUCGCCAUCUCCUUAGACGAGGUCGAGGUCAUGGAUGAGCUGGGCAAGGGAAAUUACGGCACUGUGUACAAGGUCAGGCAUACGAAGCCGAGAGUCCCUCGUUUUGGUUCCGGACUGGGUGGGUUCAAGCACGCAAACUUGAGCACGGCGCACUCGGAUCCCUCACCCAUCAGAAAAGCCGACGGGUCUGAGGAAUCAUCGCCAGUGUCAGCGGCGCCCGAGGCCUCGUCAGGCAGAGUAAUGGCCAUGAAGGAAAUCCGGCUGGAAUUGGAGGAGGCCAAGUUCACGACAAUAUUGAAGGAGCUCGUCAUCCUGCACGAGUGUAUAUCACCCUACAUUAUUGACUUCUACGGCGCUUUUUUCCAAGAGGGCGCAGUCUACAUGUGCAUCGAAUACAUGGACGGCGGAUCCAUCGACAAGCUGUAUGACGGCGGCAUCCCCGAAGGUGUGUUACAAAAGAUUACCUACUCGACGGUUAUGGGCCUCAAAUCUUUGAAGGACGAGCACAACAUCAUCCACCGAGACGUCAAGCCCACAAACAUCCUGGCAAAUACCAGGGGCCAGAUCAAGAUUUGCGAUUUCGGUGUCAGUGGAAACCUCGUCGCAAGCAUUGCCAAGACGAACAUUGGCUGCCAGAGUUACAUGGCCCCCGAAAGGAUAUCGGGAGGUGGUAUGACAGCGGGCGCCGAUGGCACCUAUAGCGUGCAGAGUGAUAUCUGGAGUCUGGGCCUGACAGUUAUCGAGUGUGCGUUGGGACGAUACCCAUACCCGCCAGAGGUAUCAUUGACAAUUUUCAGCCAACUGAGUGCCAUUGUGGAAGGCGAGCCUCCAGGCCUGCCCGAUGAGGGUUUCUCUAGCACGGCGCACGACUUUGUUCGCAGGUGUCUCAACAAGAUCCCUAAGGACCGUCCCACCUACGCCGCGCUGCUUCAACACCCUUGGAUGGCGCGUUUCUCCAAAAUCGAAACGAUCGCAGAGGAGGUUGAGGAGGGAGAUGAGGCUGAAGCUGUAGCGGAAACUGUUGGCAAACUCUCCCUGUCGUCCGGUACGGAUGAUGAGGAAGUUGCUGAAUGGGUCAAAUCGGUACUGGAGCGCAAACGGUCAGGUCUUGUCGCCCCUGCAUCACGACCGGCACUCCAUGCUGCACCGCUGGACACUGUCAGCCCGUCAGCAAACCCCUUGAUGGGUCGUCAGUUGCAGUAAAGAGUUGUCGCGGGAAAGGCUACAAUAAAUGACAUGCGGUAGUGGAGAGGUUUACGAAUUGGAAAAGAUUUCCCAUGCCAACCGAGCUGGUCUCAGUUGGUCUUCCUUUCGACCUCACCAGCAAUUCCGCUUUUUCGUUUUUCUCUUUUCCGUUCCCAUACCCUCAAUCAGAUAUUUCUACGUUGCAUCGUCAGCAUACAUCUUUGGUUGGCAAGGAGUGUUAUCUUCAGAUGCGGUUUCCAUUGAGGGCGGAAGGUUCCUUGUAUUUAUCUGUUUCGUGCGGCACAACCACAUCCGUUGGGCUGUCCAAGCAUACCACAAGGAUGGCAAACCCUCAAAUCCUCACCACAUUUUCCCUUCCUAUUCUGGGCUCUUUGAAUCCGGGUCGACCAAGAUGAGAGGGGACAUGGUGAACGGAGGACUAAAGGUACAGGAGUUUUUACGGUUGAAUGGCAGCAUGCAUGACAACAGACUAGCUUGCGCAGGAUUGAUAUGGCCCAGGAAAAAUAAAAUAUUCAAAGGCAACUGAGAUUACAAGAAAGAAAAAAAGGCUUGUUGGACUUGAAAU